AUGAGAGUCAGUAUUUUAAAAUUUGUUUUUUUUUCAAUUAUUAUUUGUUUUUUUGAAUAUGUUAAAAAUUUAAUUAAAAUUAAUUACACACAUGUUAAUAAAUAUUUCAUUUCUUUUCAGGAAUUAUAUUAUAUAAAUGAGAGAAACAUAUAUCAUGAAAGGAAUAUAACAAAUUUUAGAAAUAAUAGGAUAUUAGGGGAUACAGAUAACCGAUUCGAUUUAAAUUAUUAUUAUGAAUCAACUUUGAGUCUUGCAAAUCAACUUAAUGAGUACAAUGAUGAUGAUGAAGAAAUAAAAUAUCUUCGAAAUAUUAUAGAUUCACAUGUAAAGAAGCAUAAAGAAAAUAAUACAUUACCCGAUUUAAAUAGUUUAGAUAAAAGAACUAAAAAGUUAAUUGAUGAACUUCACAAAGAAAUAGAAGAAACAAAAAAAGAGCUUGAUAAUAUAAAGAAUAAUAAAUUAGCAAUAGAACUGAUACAAAAUAAUCCUGUAUCAGAAGAAGACUUUAAACAAUUGAAAAAUGAAAGAAAUAUCGUGGGGACUGAGCAUUAUGGGGUCGAUUCAAAUAUCGAAAAUGAAUCAAAAACUAAGCGAAAGUUAACAAAAUUGACCAAAAAAUUAAUGGUGAGGGGGGUGUUGUUGACGCUGCUUGUUUUGUCGUUAUUGGUACCCGGAUUGAUUUAUUUUGUAUUUGUUAUUAUGAAUGUAGUUCUUUCAAUUGAAAUAAUUAUUGAAUGUUGUAAAUAUGUUAAAUUCUUUUUUAAAGAAUAUAAAUCAUACAAAAAAAAAAAAAAAUCAAGAUAG
This is a messenger RNA of Plasmodium yoelii, 804 nucleotides long. Its product is annotated as fam-b protein. Bases 1 to 804 code for a protein of 267 amino acids. NCBI's taxonomy places the organism in Eukaryota, Apicomplexa, Aconoidasida, Haemosporida, Plasmodiidae. The transcript is spliced from 2 exons. The record is from RefSeq and is a predicted model, not a curated record.